CAAUAUUCUUUAAACAAAAUCAUUUUGAACACUUUAAAUCGAAUAUUUAUCAAGCUAGUUCACAAAUUGCGAAUUUGUGUGAAAUCAUUUUUCAAAACUAUCAAAUAGACUGUACUCAGCGAAGAUCCACCUUGUCGACACUUGCUUUGCUUUCGAUGACACAAUUUCGUUGAAGCAGACUUCUUUGAUCGAAGAGAGAAGGAGACAGCGGGAUAUAGCGAGAAAGCGGCAGAAAAGAAGAGCAAACGAGAUCGAUACAGUAGUAGGGAGUGCCAAGAGAGACGUACAGUAAAGAUGGCGGAGAAUCCGGAUGAUCAUGUGUGCCUCUACAUCGAGAUUUUGGCCUGCAGUGACUUGUUGAUUCGAGAUCGAAAGGCACAGUCGUCGGAUCCUUAUGUCAAAGUGAAGCUGGCAGGAAAAGAUAUUCAUCAGACCAAGACCAUACUCAAAAACCUCAAUCCCGUUUUUGGAGACGCGGAGCAACAUGCUUUUCUAUUGGAUUGUCCUAAAAAACAGCUCAUUGACAAUCAAGGACUGCUGUUCAAGGUGAAGGACUGGAAUCGCUUUGCGGAUCAGGACAUUGGUUCUAUCCAAGUUUCGGCGGCGGAUUUGACCAAGGCGUCUGGAGAGACCAUGGAGUAUGUCUUGGAGCCUCCUUCCGAUGUUCCCAAGGACACACCUGUUGGGACACUUACCAUUGGUUGCUGGCAGGCCACGGAUGCUCAUUUGGAAAAACUCGGAAAGGACAAGAAGGGUUUACGUGGUUUUGUGUCGGGAAUUCAGUCCAAGGCACACGAUAUUACACACAAGGCAGAGGAGAGAAUGAAAGAUUUGGGUGACAAAAUGCACGUCAAGGAAUUUUCCCAGGCAUUGACUCCCAGUUUUAUGAAAAAAGACGAGGAAACGCCAAAACCAUUUGGCUCUGCAAUUACCGACGAAAGUGAGAAAGACAGUGAGGAAAAAGAAGUCGUCAAUACGGAGGACAUUGAUGAAUAUGAACAAAAAUACUUGGAAGAAGUCCUCCUUGUGGUGGAAGUUGUAGCUGGACGAAACUUAUUGAUUGGCGACAAACAUAGCUCUGAUCCCUACGUCAAAGUCAUGAUGGGCGAGGACCAAAUUCACAAGACAAAACAUAUCCUCAAGACGCUCAACCCAAUCUACACCCCUGAAAUCGGGUCAACUUUCCUUCUGGAAUGCCCUGCGACAGAUCUUGCCGACCAGGGUGGAUUGAAUUUCAUUGUGAAAGAUUGGGACCGCAUUGGAGUUAACGAUGACCUAGGUACAGUAGACGUGUCUCAUCUCAAUUUGACCAAAGCCACUGGCGAAGCUAUGGAAUUCAUGAUUGAGCCUCCAAAGGGAGUCAACACGGAACCAGGAGAGGCUGGAUACUUACUCAUUCGAUGCCGAAAGGCGAGCAAGGCGGACGCCGAAUUCUUGAAGGAUCCGCAUCAUGUACCAAAAAAUAUGUUCCCAACAACAACAAAGGAAGCAGCAUCGUCUGCAUGGGCCUCUUUGGAGAAGCAGUCAGAAGAUGCACCCGAGCUGAAGGUAGAGCCCAAAACGUCAACCGAGGAGGACCCCAAUCUACCUGUUCCGGACAUGACGGACAGUUUGCACAUCAGGAUUGAAAUCGUCAAGUGUCGUAACUUGAUUGCUGCCGAUAGGGGGGGCACGUCCGAUCCCUAUGUCAAAGUCAAACUCGCCAACAAGGAUUUGCAUGAAACAAAGCACAUUCUCAAGACUCUCAAUCCGCUCUUUUCGGACGAGACAGAUUCCACAUUCGUCCUCCACUGUUUGGCCAAGGACCUGUACGACGCCAAAGGGCUUCAAUUCAAGUGUAAAGACUACGAUCGACUCGGCAAAUCGGAUGAAUUGGGUACUGUUCAGGUGCCCCCUGGUAAGAUUUACAACGGAAAAGGAGAGGAUUUGGAAUUCGAUAUCGCGCCUCCAAAAGGCCAAGAGGGAAAAGAUGCAGGAAGUCUUACAAUUCGGUGCAGCGCGACUACAGCCGACGACCACACUGGUGAAAGGAAGAAGUUCCUUGGCAUGAAGACUCCCCAAAUUGAAGUUCCGAAGAUCGCCAUUCCCACAAUGAAGCCGCUGACGGCGGUUUCGGAAAUGCUUCAUCUUAAGACUCCUGUAACUACGCGCAGCGUUGAAUUGGAUGAACCAAGGCCACUCUUCAUUGAGAUUGUAUCAUGCCGAAAGUUGCUAGGCGCCGAUAAAACAGGGCUAUCGGACCCGUACGUGAAAAUCAAGCUAGGCAAGCAGGAUUUGCAUCAGACAAAGCAUUUGGAGCAAACCUUGGAGCCAAUUUUUGAGCCAAGACACAAUCCGUACUUUGUUUUGGACGCAAAUCCAGCUGAAGUUCGACAAGAAGGAGGCAUUCUUCUCAAGGUCAAAGACUAUGAUAUGUUUGGAAAGGAUGACGACCUUGGCGAGGUCCUGUUGGAAGCGAAAGCUCUUUAUGAGGCAACCGGCGAAAAGACUGAAGUAAAGCUGAACCCACCCAAGGGGAAGGCCGAAGAAGCAGGCUUCAUUUCAUUUCGUUGCCGCCCAGCCACUGCUGACGACAGGGUUCAAAGUAGGACAUUGUUGGGCGGGUUGACGGGAACGGUGAUGCCGAAAACUGAUUAUGGGCCAAAGGAUCUGUCGCUUCUCAUUGAGAUUGUUUCGGGCUGGCGUUUGCCAAUCGCGGACUUGACAUCGAGCGAUCCGUAUGUCAAGAUCAGAAUUGGCUCCUACGACUACCACAGGACGAAGCCAAUCAAGAACACCCGCGAUCCUAUCUACACGAUCCAGCACCAGUCUCUCUUCAUUCUCGAAGUGGCAACAAAAGAAAUCAAGGACAACGACGGAAUCACGUUCGAAGUCAAAGACUACGAUUUCAUUGGCAGCAACGAUAUGCUUGGCACGGUCGUAGUCCCCCCUGAAACGAUCUUGGAGGCCAAAGGCGAGAGGCUUGAAUUGCAGUUGAAAAACAAAGGCAACGACGCAGGUUUCCUGGCAGUGCGAUGCCGACCUGCAACAAACUACGACCGCGAAUUUUUGCAGGGCGUGACAGGCCGCAGUAAGAAGCGAGACUUCAUGGGCCUCAAUGCCAGUUACGACAGAACAAUGGCGCCAAAGGGAGGAGGGGGAAACGUACUCAAGACCAUGUUUACCAGAAACAACAAAACUGAACAUGGCGUCAAGAAAUAUCGAGUCCGACCAUUCCCCGAUCCGGAGCGAAAGGCAGACACUGAAUUCAUGUCAGAGAAGCAGAUCGAAGCAGAGGCUCUCAAGGAUUCGAGAACCUGGCUGGAUGUUGGCUCUGGCGACUUGGGCAAGGUCUAUUGUGAGAUUAUCGGAUGCGAUGGACUACCCAACAAAGACCAGGAUUUGGGCAAUGGAAACAAGACGGAUUCAUUUGCCGCUAUUGUAUAUGAGGACGUUGUCGUGAAGACUGACGUGAUCGAUGACUGUCUAUCUCCGCGGUGGCUUCCUUGGAUGCAGCGAGCUUUCAUCUUCCGUAUGAUGCACCCUUCGUCCAAUUUGAACAUUUGUGUUUUUGACUACGACCCGGGUUUUGCUGGUGAUCAUGAUAUUUGCGGUAGAGUAUCCAUUGACCUGGCAAACUUAGUGCCUGGAACGGAGUACGUGCUGCGGUACAAGCUUUACGAAAACUCGGCUUACGAAGAGAGAGAACCAAAGGGCAUUCUGAUGGUUCGACUUCGCAUGGAGCUUAAGGGCCAGAAAGACAUGCUCAUGUCGUACCUCCAAUAUCCGGGGCCCCAGUUUUUCGUAAAUGUCAAGUCAGCCAAAGACUUUGACCUUGUCCGUCAAACAGUUGGAGGCCGACAGGAUCUCACGAGUUACAGCACGAAAACAAUCGGACUAUACGUGGAAGAGCUGACAGGUUACUCGGAAAUCACUUAUUACAUCUCGGACACUAUUGUUUCGCUAUUGUUUUGGCGGGAGCAAGUGAAAAUGUUUGGAAUUUGGGUGCCCUUGCAUUCUCUCGUGUUAUUUCUCUCUGCGAUUAUUCUAGCAGAGAGGCCAACUUUGUACCCCGCCUUCUAUUUCUUUUCGCUGGGAUGGUCCAUUCUUGCAGUGGGGUACUGGCGAAACAACAGCUCCAACCCCUGGGAUAAGACCCAGACAGCAUUUGGCCUCUUGACUGCGCUUAUCACUGGAGUUUCCAUUCAUGGCCCCCCAAAAAAGAUUGGAGCACACGAGAAAGAAGAAGAAUCCAAGGCAGAGCAAAAAGCAAUCAGAGACAAGAGGGAAAAGCUCAACAAGCAACGCGAGGAAGUGUCGAAAGCCCAGGUUGCCUUGGCGCAGGAACACCAAUCUCAAAUGUCUCAAGUGGGGGAACAAAGUGCCAAUACAGAUAUCUCAACCAAUGCUGGUGGCGUGUCGUUGGACCCUUUGAAGGUCGUGUUGUACCCUCUUCAGCUGUAUUUGGGCUUGGCUUGCAGAACACUUCGACUAGUCAAGAAUGUUCUCAUUUGGGAUGAGCCAUAUGUGGCGUUCAUCUUGACUUUUGUAUUCUUUGGGAUCGGCUUUGUUCUCUUGUUUGUCCCUUGGCUCUUCUUGUUUCGAUGGACCUCACGCCUUAUUGCUUGGGGUUUGCUGGGACCUCACAUGAAGCUGGCUGACAUUUACUGGUAUCGAGACUUUGAAAACAUGAGCGAAGAAGAACAAGCGCAGCAAAUUCGAGAUGGGUUCACAGCUCAACUUGAUGCUGCUCGAGCUCUCGCCGCCCAGGCUCGAAUCGACAAUGAACGAGCCAUCAAACUCAAGGACAUCAAGAAGGAGCUUUAUGGCAAGUUUGUUACUUGGGUUCCGGUGCUUUCUUUCGAACGCUUUCCCGACGUUCCGCUGCAUUCGUCGUCAGCACAGCCGUACACGCCUCCGGAGAACCAAAGUCGUGCUAUUCCUGAACGUGUUGCCGGGCAACAUCUUGUCGGAGACAUGAUUCCACGCAUUAUGGAUUUGGACGACCCCGGAAUGGAGGUUAGUGAAGAGGCAAAAAAGAACGACUAGUCGUUGGAUAUUUCCUUGCCAAUACCGGAACAACAGAACGGACGAAAGAUUUUCGGAAGGAACUGACGUCGGAUGAAAUAAAAAUGAUUGUGUGAGAAGCUGCUACCACCCUCAACAGCUAUUAGCUAGUUCCAAAUCCAAAGGCAACAUAUUAGGACACGACGCUUGUUUAG
Seminavis robusta is the source of this 5201-nucleotide messenger RNA. The record is from the annotation of a GenBank genome assembly. Lineage: Eukaryota; Bacillariophyta; Bacillariophyceae; Naviculales; Naviculaceae.